Messenger RNA from Fusarium oxysporum Fo47, 1559 nucleotides. RefSeq lists its product as uncharacterized. The record is from RefSeq and is a predicted model, not a curated record. The transcript has 2 exons. NCBI's taxonomy places the organism in Eukaryota, Fungi, Ascomycota, Sordariomycetes, Hypocreales, Nectriaceae. The coding region runs from base 403 to 1521 and encodes 372 amino acids. Gene Ontology annotation, molecular function: catalytic activity; molybdenum ion binding; pyridoxal phosphate binding.
GGUCUACCGAACUCGGGACCGAGGCAACAGAAACAAAUAAUGAAAGACAGAGUUCGUAAAGAGACAAAUAAGAACUCACAAUGAGUCUUGUUGGGUUACUUCAGCUGAGAUUGAAAACCAAGACUGUAUUGCAAUCAAUAGUUUGUGAUUGGACGUAUGAGUAGAUGCGGUGUGAGAUCUUCGGUAGCGGGAGCCGAAUGCCAUGUUAUCUCAAUUGCCUGCGUCACCUCCUCAAAACUAACAGGAAUUAGGUACCUUGGGUUAGUGCUUGAGUCGGCUAUGGCUUGCCUACCUAGUCAACGAGGGGCUCGUACCUGAUUAGCAAUCCAGUUCUACCUUUCACAUCAUAAACAUUGUUGCUUUGUCCUGUUGACAGGCUGUCAAACAACACAUCAAGGAAUAAUGAAGGUCACUCAGCUUUGGUACUAUCCUAUCAAAGGACUUCGAGGCAUUCAAGUCCAGUCGGCCAAACUAGGCCCACAAGGGCUUCAAUAUGACCGUCGUUUCAUGCUUUACAAGAUUGAGAAGUCGGGCGACUUCAGCAAGAUCCAAUUGUCCGGUCACCCAGAAUGCAGUCUUUUCGCACAAGAAGUCGUUGGCGACAAGAUCCGGGUCAAGUACCUGAUUCCAGAAGUACCACUUGUGCCAUGGAAACCAGAGCAGGACACUGUCCUUGAAGUCCCAAUUGAACCGGAUAUUAAUGGAUUGAGCAAGGCCGACGUCAGCCUACAUCAAAGUCGUGUUAUUGCAUACCGCAUGGGACCCAAAUAUGAUGCAUGGUUCACCGCUUGCUUUGGUUUCGACACAGCUCUUGUCUUCAUUGGCGAUGGUCGACGCCCUGUGCUGGGAACAUUUUCUCCCAAGGCUCAGGCUACUCCUCCGCCAUGGCCAAUGUUGCUUCUCAACCACCUUUUAGGGAAGAAAGCCACUGAGGAUGAUUGGAUUACCUUUACUGAUUGUGCGCCCUAUCUGUUCACCACAGAAGAAUCUCUCAGCAACGUCAAAGCCCGGCUAUCGACAUGCGACGUUGACAUGAAGGCUAUGCGACCCAACAUUGUUCUGGAUGGCGAAACCGCAUGGGAUGAGGACUUUUGGGCACAGCUGACCAUUAAUGGGGCUCAUCAAGUAGCUCUCACCAAGAUGUGCGGACGAUGCACUUCGCUCAACGUUGACUACUCCACUGGCCGUGCAGCAAAAGGGGAGCGUGGCACGGUACUCAAGAAGCUCAUGUCUGACCGAAGAGUCGAUACUGGAUCAAAGUAUUCUCCAGUUUUCGGCAGAUACGGGUUUCUCACCAAUAACCGUGGUGGCGAUACGAUCAUAUCCAUUGGUGACAGUGUGGAGGUGACCAAGAGAAGCGCUGAGCGUACUGUAUGGGAUUGGGCGUUGGCGGAUCCCAAAAUCGCAAAAUACUACCAGUCUUCCUCAGACACGAGGUCGAGCAUACCCAUAGUUCUCUCAUUCUGGCUGACGGCUGCGGCUCUGCUGGGCCUGCUACCGUGUUGGCUUUUACUUGCCUGAAUAAACAUACCUAUUUCUUCGAUCAAGGUGCCAGAAAG